Messenger RNA from Orbilia oligospora ATCC 24927, 1146 nucleotides. RefSeq lists its product as uncharacterized. Gene Ontology annotation, molecular function: DNA-binding transcription factor activity, RNA polymerase II-specific; RNA polymerase II cis-regulatory region sequence-specific DNA binding. Gene Ontology annotation, cellular component: transcription regulator complex; PcG protein complex. The coding region runs from base 1 to 1146 and encodes 381 amino acids. NCBI's taxonomy places the organism in Eukaryota, Fungi, Ascomycota, Orbiliomycetes, Orbiliales, Orbiliaceae. Gene Ontology annotation, biological process: regulation of transcription by RNA polymerase II. The transcript has 3 exons. The record is from RefSeq and is a predicted model, not a curated record.
AUGACUGAAGUUCUAUACCCUAUUGCGUUUCCUCAGGAGUACGCAUACUUUGGAAUGCCUAAGAGAAAGACUUCAAACUUGGGCAUGUCAUCAAGCUCCGAAGACGCACAGGACUAUGGUAUCUUGGAUGAAAGAACCCUUUUCAAACAACCUCCAGAGAGUUAUUUGAGCACACCAAGGACGUCGCUAUCAUACCACUCUAGUGUCUACCAAGACGAUUCAAUCCAUUAUUCGUACUCUGGUGUUGACACGGCAAAUAUCCCAGCUGGAUACUCAAACCAUUCGAGUGGUCCUGUCUAUAUGCCAUCUCCAGAACACAGUCUUCAUACUUUCCAAGACGAUUACAGUAUGAGCCCGAACUCUCUUUCAAUCGGCAGUGUUCCGAUGCAACAGCAACUCUCUCAUGAGAGUAUCUAUUAUCAUACUCCUGCUCCUUCUACAGACGAUGGUAACUCUUCAGUUCCACCAUCUACUCAGGGCCUUUCAGACUCUUUUAAUCUUAAUGGUGCGCUUUCUUCAUCUUCAUCAUCUUACUCUUCAUACCCUCAGCACGAUAGCGAAACUAAGACAGAGAACCCAGAUCUCUCUAUGGCUUUGCAUAGAUCUAUGCCAGGUAACCGUGGCGAUAAGCCUAAGCGUCAGUUUACCUCUGCACAUGAGGCUGUCUAUACUUGCCAUCUUGACAAUUGCGGUAAACACUUCAAGAGGAUAUGGAACUUUAAGGCGCAUCAGAAUACCCACGACCCAGAUCGCCCUAAGCCAUUCCAGUGUUCACACCCUACUUGUGGCAAGUCUUUCGUGAGGAAGACGGACAAAGAGAGGCAUGAGACUUGUGUUCAUUCUAAGAAGAAGGAAUUCAAAUGUCAUCUUUGCAACAGCAUGUUCGCAAGAAAGGAUACUCUUCGAAGGCACGAGGAUGACGGUUGCGCAAAGCGAAGUGGCUUCCCAAAGUCCAAGUCAAAGAAGAGAAGAAGCCCAAUUAUUCCAAACCGUGAACCAAACCCAUCUCCAAUCAAAUCUUGCUCUUCAUCAAGGAGCGGCUCCAGGAAGUCAUCCUUCGGGUCCCGGCCACCAAUGGAAGCCCAUCUUUUGAUGGGCCGUGCUUACAGGAUCGACUUGGAACGGUCUCCCAGUCUGCAUCUCUGA